AUGGUGACGUUACGUUCAAAAUUUCAAGAGUCUAUGGAAUUAACAGAUGAAGAAGAUGUUGGUGUUUGUGUCGUCUGCCAACAACAGUCGCAACGCGUGACGAUGAGCUGUGCAAUCUGUUUAAAACGUUUUCACUUGGGUUGUCUUACGCCUCCACUACGUCGUCGGCCACAAUUGGCAGACGUUUGGAAGUGCAUUGACUGCAAUGAAGAAGAAGUAGAAGAGGGUGAUAAUACUUUGGGUAAUAAAGAGAGAAAGAGGAGAGAGAUUGUAGAGGAGAAACAAGUACAGGUGAUGUCCAAGAGACGUCGAGUGGCAACAAAGUCGGAGCAGCAGGAGGAGAAGGAUGAAACUGUUAUUUUGAGGCCUUUGAAGCAUCAGAAUGGAAAGACUGAAAUGAAGAAAAAGAUCAAGCUAUCAGUGAAUGGUCGAACAACUCGUCGUGCUUCGUAUCGGAAGCCAGUGGUUCAAUUUAGUGACGACGAGGACGAAGACGAUAGUGAUGGUGACAGUGAUUUUGUUGGUGAGAGCACGUCCGAGGAAGAAGAGGACGACGAAGGUGAUAGGGUCAAUGUUGAAAAACAAAAGCUGCUGCCUAGAAAACGUUUAGUGAUGAAGAAAUCUUCUGUGAAGCAAAAGAGCGAAGUGACUCGCCGAGCGAAACAACCGACGGCUAUUUCUCCUCACAUUAAUGCAAGCAACAAUGCUCAUGUUAGUGACGCUGACUCGUUGGAUAUUGAGGUAAUUGGUGAGAGCGCAAGUUCGGAGGAUGAAGAUGUUUAUGACGGUCCCCACUACUUUAUUGAGUACGCGGCCAAUUCAAGAGCAAAGUGCAAAAGUUGCGAGCAAAAGCUUCUUGUUGAGAAGAUUCGAGUUGGCAUACACAUACGCCACUCGAUUUUCGGUCGCACCACAUACUACAAACAUCUAGAAUGUACCGCGAUUGGUCUGAUAGCGGGAAUGGCUACUAAGCAAGUGGAAGAGGAGCCGGAGACCGAUGAUGCCGACAAGAAAUUUGCAAAGAAGAAGAAAAAGAAUGACGAUCCAAUUGAUGGUCUGUCAACACUUCAAUCUGCCGACCAGAAACGUGUGCGUGAGUACAUGGAGCAAAAUGAUCUCAACGGUGUGAUUGAUGAACGCGUCCCACUCGCAGACGACCACUUCAACAAGAAAGGUCGGAUGCCAGAGAAACAACCGUCAAAAUUCUUGACUGCUACCCUUCUUCCGUAUCAGCAAGAAGCACUGGCUUGGAUGGUUGGGCAGGAGAGUAGUGAUUACAAAGGCGGCAUUCUUGCAGAUGAAAUGGGGAUGGGGAAGACGAUUCAGGCAAUAUCACUCAUACUUGAAAAUCCGCGAGAGGAAGAUUCGUCGUCAAAAGGCAAAGCUGCUAACGUUCGGAAACCGGCGAUCGUACGUGGUGGCACGCUUGUUGUCUGCCCUCUUGUUGCUGUCAUGCAGUGGAAGAGCGAGAUCGAAAGAUUUGUGGAACCCGGUCAUUUCUCUGUGUACAUUCAUCACGGUCCCAAGCGUUUAAAUGUGGUGGAGAAAAUUGCUUCGUACGAUAUUGUGCUGACGACUUACUCUAUCAUCGAGAAUGAGAUCCGUAAAACAAUUGGUUGGUCGAAGGUUGCGUGCAAGUAUUGUGGGAAAAAGUAUUUGCCGGACAAAUUGGUGUCACACAACAAGUAUUUCUGUGGACCAGAUGCAAAGAAGACUACUCUACAAAAUAAGCAGCAGAAGAAAAAAACUAAGAAGAAAGCUGCUGGUGAAACCAGUGACGAAGAAGAUGACGACGACAAUUUGAAAAAGUCAAUUCGAAAGCCGAAAAGUCGAGUGAAUCAGCGUCCAAAGAAGAAGGAGGAGGACAAGAAAAGCACGCCUCAGAAGACAAAAGGCAAGUCACCUCUUCAUCACAUUGAAUGGACACGAAUUGUUCUCGACGAGGCCCAUUACAUUAAAGAUCGCAAUUGCAAUACUGCACGAGGUGUGUUCGCACUGAAGUCCAGUUAUAAGUGGUGCUUAUCAGGUACGCCUUUACAAAAUCGCAUUGGCGAGUUGUUCUCUCUCGUUCGGUUUCUUCGUGUAAAGAAAUACGCAUACUAUCACUGCAAUAUGUGUGAAUGCCAGAUGCUGGACUACAACUUCCCGGAUAGAAAAUGUGUGCAAUGUCCACACAGCGCCAUUCAGCACUACUCGUACUUUAACAAAAAAGUCGUUAUCCCGAUUCAGGCGUACGGCUACGUUGCUGAGGGCAAACUUGCACUGCAAAGACUGCAAAAUGAUGUUUUACAACACAUUCUACUACGACGGACGAAAGAAGGUCGUGCAGACGAUAUUUCGCUUCCGCCUAAGCUCGUGCGUAUUCGAAAGGAUCGCUUGGACGACCGUGAGAAAGACUUUUAUGAGGCAAUUUACACACAGAGUCAAGCGCAGUUCAACACCUAUGUGUCGGCAGGAACGUUGCUGAACAACUAUGCCCACAUCUUUGACCUGCUUAUACGUCUUCGUCAGGCGGUUGACCACCCCUAUCUCGUCAUUUACUCCAAGUCGAACCCAGCUCUUCAACUCCCAAGCUCCGCUGCACCAUUAAUGGAAGAGCAGCCUUUUGGUACUAGUGAAAGCUGCAGCUCCGAGGACGACGAGAGGUUGUGUGCAAUUUGUCACGAGGACGUGGAAGAUGGCGUCAUUGCAAAAUGUGGGCACGAGUUCUGCCGGGAGUGUGUGAAGGAGUAUAUUGAGUCGCUUCCAUGUGGCGGAGAAGCGACUUGUCCAACAUGUUCAAAGCCGCUAACUGUCGACCUUUCGUUGGUAGCUGAGACGGAGAUUAUUGAAGCAUGCCAAGAGAUUACGACUCGCCCAAGUAGCCGAUCACCAAAAACUGUGAACCUAUCGAGCUUUCAUCGAAACAGUAUUCUCCACCGAAUGUCCGACAUUCAUUCUUUCCAGUCUAGCACAAAGAUCGAAGCGCUAAUGCAGGAGUUGGAGCUCAUGCGUAUCCGUGAUCCGUCCGGAAAGGCCAUUAUCUUUUCUCAGUUUGUGAAUAUGCUUGAUAUUAUCCACCAUCGACUGCAGCUCGGUGGGGUCAAGUGUGUGAAACUAUCCGGCACCAUGAGUAUGAGCGUACGAGAUCGAACCAUUACAGCCUUUCGUGACGACCCAACAGUGACGGCAUUUUUGAUUAGUCUCAAGGCUGGUGGUGUUGCACUCAACUUGACUGUCGCGUCACACAUUUUCUUGAUGGAUCCGUGGUGGAAUCCUGCAGCUGAAAAUCAGGCCAUUGAUCGUACGCAUCGGUUGGGCCAAUUCAAACCGAUUCAAGCCACUCGCUUUAUCAUUGCUGGCACCGUGGAGGAACGCAUUUUAAAACUUCAAGAAAAGAAGCGCCUGAUCUUUGAAGGGACCGUUGGUGCAAAUGUAAGCGCGAUAUGUCGCCUUACGGAAGAAGACCUUCGAUUUCUCUUUGCAUCGUGA
Peronospora farinosa is the source of this 3471-nucleotide messenger RNA. The record is from the annotation of a GenBank genome assembly. NCBI's taxonomy places the organism in Eukaryota, Oomycota, Peronosporomycetes, Peronosporales, Peronosporaceae.